Orbicella faveolata is the source of this 5501-nucleotide messenger RNA. RefSeq lists its product as uncharacterized. NCBI's taxonomy places the organism in Eukaryota, Metazoa, Cnidaria, Anthozoa, Scleractinia, Merulinidae. The record is from RefSeq and is a predicted model, not a curated record. Gene Ontology annotation, molecular function: protein binding. Gene Ontology annotation, cellular component: membrane.
CAAUUGGCUUAUUUUGCACCCUAUACACCGACUCGUCUUAAAUUAUUGGCCAACGAGAAAACGGGCCAUAGUCUGAAGUGGAUCUGAAAAGAAUAUUGAAUAUUGACUCAGGUCAUCGAGAGGUGUUUUAACAAUUGAGAAUGUAUCGAGAAAAUUUGUUGCAUAAUUGUUUCAGGAACCUCACGAAUGUAGCAGUGAACUUCACUGUGCGAUUCAAAGAGACUGGGUACAAACAAAUCGAACCACUUGAAAGAAGCAUCGAGUCAAGAAGCAUGCUGGGUAGUACCCCGAUUAGACUGGUUGCCAUGGAAGCUAAUGACGUCUACAUUAAGCCGCUCCAGGUCUAUGCACACAACACAAGCUCUACAUCGGUGGCAGUCUCAUGGGAUGAACCCGGAGACUUAACUCACGGAGUUUUCUGCGGGGUUGAGAUUUUAUAUCGCUUGAACGAUUCGUCACAGAAGUUCGGCGUCAGGGUUGCAUCAAGGAUACCAGGAUAUGAGCUAAUAGACCUCAUGAAGUAUGCGGUGUACGCCAUAAGCGUGAAGUCCUUCACCCUGGAGGGAGAAGGGAAGGAAAGUGACGAAGUUCUGGUUAGAACAGCAGAAGACAUUCCCACGUCUCCUCCAUUAAAUGUCAGCGGCUUUCUUAACGACACCAAAAAACUCACCGUCACUUGGCAACCACUUCCCUUGGAGCAUCGCCUUGGAGUUAUUCUAGGUUACCACAUCAUGUAUGAGAAACAGAAUAGUGGCAACCCUCAAGAAAUGAACGUGAAUGCCUUCAAUUUAUCAGCAGAACUACAAAACGUAAGGAGGGGAGGACUGUAUGAAGUUAAAGUUGCUGCGUUUAACAGCGUAGGAGAAGGACCACCUAGUCCACUUAUUGUGCUCAGAUCACCAGAUGGCGGUAAGUUGAGAAUGUAUCGAGAAAAUUUGUUGCAUAAUUGUUUCAGGAACCUCACGAAUGUAGCAGUGAACUUCACUGUGCGAUUCAAAGAGACUGGGUACAAACAAAUCGAACCACUUGAAAGAAGCAUCGAGUCAAGAAGCAUGCUGGGUAGUACCCCGAUUAGACUGGUUGCCAUGGAAGCUAAUGACGUCUACAUUAAGCCGCUCCAGGUCUAUGCACACAACACAAGCUCUACAUCGGUGGCAGUCUCAUGGGAUGAACCCGGAGACUUAACUCACGGAGUUUUCUGCGGGGUUGAGAUUUUAUAUCGCUUGAACGAUUCGUCACAGAAGUUCGGCGUCAGGGUUGCAUCAAGGAUACCAGGAUAUGAGCUAAUAGACCUCAUGAAGUAUGCGGUGUACGCCAUAAGCGUGAAGUCCUUCACCCUGGAGGGAGAAGGGAAGGAAAGUGACGAAGUUCUGGUUAGAACAGCAGAAGACAUUCCCACGUCUCCUCCAUUAAAUGUCAGCGGCUUUCUUAACGACACCAAAAAACUCACCGUCACUUGGCAACCACUUCCCUUGGAGCAUCGCCUUGGAGUUAUUCUAGGUUACCACAUCAUGUAUGAGAAACAGAAUAGUGGCAACCCUCAAGAAAUGAACGUGAAUGCCUUCAAUUUAUCAGCAGAACUACAAAACGUAAGGAGGGGAGGACUGUAUGAAGUUAAAGUUGCUGCGUUUAACAGCGUAGGAGAAGGACCACCUAGUCCACUUAUUGUGCUCAGAUCACCAGAUGGCGGUAAGUUUCCCAGUCUACCACCGCCAGUAGUAGUAGCCCAUAGUACAAGCUACUCGAGUGUAAUGGUCACGUGGGCAGCUAUCCCAGAAAGCCAUACCAAUGGCAUUCUUCAGGGUUAUGUAACGAUGCUCGAUGACAUCGACGAACGUUUUUAUGGAUGUGACCAAAUAAUAAAGAUCGAUGGGCUGGAAAAAUCCAAAGCUUACAAAAUUAAAGUUGCUGGUUACACCUCUAAAGGACUUGGGAACUUCAGCGAUGAAGUAAUAGCAAUCACUAACAUUGAUGGUUGCCAGGCUCUUGGUAUGGAAAACUACAACAUUUCCAACUCACAAAUUAGUGCAUCUUCCAAGGCUGGGGCUGGGGACGUUCAUGCCGCUAGCAACGGUCGAUUAAAUUUUGACCCAGACAAUAGUUACAUCGCGGGCUCCUGGAGCGCUGACGGCAGUGACUUUGAUGAGCCCUUUGAUCAGCCCUGGCUGCAGGUUGAUUUCCUAGAAAAAAUUACCGUAACCAAAGUAGCAACUCAAGGCAGACUAUUAGAUUCACUACGUUUCUUUCAGUGGGUGAAAACUUACUCGUUGAAUUAUAGUCAGGAUGGUAUUGAUUUUGAAGCUUAUGAACAGUUUGGAAAUGUGAAGAUCCACUUCUGGAAAUCUUCGCUUUUACUUUCUUCGCAGAUUUUUCAAGGCAACUGGGAUAGUAACACUGUUGUUUACAAUGCAAUUACUCCGCCUAUCAAGGCGCGCUACAUUCGGAUACUACCAAGAUCUUGGGAAGGUUACGUGUCUAUGAGAGCGGAGUUUUACACCUGUGAAUACGAUUUCAAGCUUGAACCAGUUAAUAUCACGUCCUCUGAACCAAGCUCCACUGGAGUCGGUCUCCAAUGGAAACCACUGGACCCCUUUAAAUUAGGCGAGCCCGUCUUAGAAUACAGAGUAGAAAUCUUUGAUUUGUUGAGAGGAGAAAGUUUUAAUUAUACGGUUAAUUCAUCAAUGACAGAUGUAAACCUGAACAUUUUGAAACCGUUUACGCCUUAUAAAAUCAAAGUGUUUGGAAUUACGAGCUCAUGGGAGGGAAAUAUCACCGACACAAUAGGACUACAAACACAAGAAGACGCUCCCAGCGAGUCUCCUAAAAACCUCAGUGUCCAACACACCGGCAGCUCAGAAUUAACAUUCCGACUGGAGCCAGUAGAUAAAUAUCAUAUCAACGGGCGACUCCGAGGGUAUAAAGGAAAUUAUCGAGAAAGCCUAUCUCCAAAUGAGCCUUGGAAGACCUUCGUUAUCAAUGUAACUCAAACCAAGCGCAGGAAAAGAAGCAUUGAGGACGAACAAGUUACCUUUAACCUGGAGGGUUUAAAGGCGUACACCUCGUAUACAGUCACUGUGUUGGCAUUUACUGUGAAAGAUGGCGUUCCCACAUUGGCGGCAAACUUCACCACCGCAGCGGACGUACCAGAUCAUCCUCCGUCAAACGUAACCGCGUGCAACACUAGCUCCACAAGUGUUAAUGUCACGUGGCAGCCUAUCCCUUUAGACCACAGGAAUGGAAUUCUCCUAGGAUAUCACGUAAGAUAUUGGAGACACGAUAAAGCAAACGAUACUAUCUCCGUGGUAACGGUAAACAGCACCAGCCUCCAUGCAGAAGUGGAGGGAUUAGGGAAGUAUAAGGAAUACAUCAUCCAAGUAGCCGGAUCGACAGUAGCUGGUUUGGGGAAUUUUUCUGAACCUGUGUUUGUUCGUACUGAGCAAGAUGACAGUUUUGGUCUGUAUUUUGCCAACAAAGUAAUAUCCUUUUGGGAAGAAUUUACGGCUGUUUUCCUUAGUUUAUUAUUUUUGUUUAAUACCACAGCUCCCAGCGAGUCUCCUAAAAACCUCAGUGUCCAACACACCGGCAGCUCAGAAUUAACAUUCCGACUGGAGCCAGUAGAUAAAUAUCAUAUCAACGGGCGACUCCGAGGGUAUAAAGGAAAUUAUCGAGAAAGCCUAUCUCCAAAUGAGCCUUGGAAGACCUUCGUUAUCAAUGUAACUCAAACCAAGCGCAGGAAAAGAAGCAUUGAGGACGAACAAGUUACCUUUAACCUGGAGGGUUUAAAGGCGUACACCUCGUAUACAGUCACUGUGUUGGCAUUUACUGUGAAAGAUGGCGUUCCCACAUUGGCGGCAAACUUCACCACCGCAGCGGACGUACCAGAUCAUCCUCCGUCAAACGUAACCGCGUGCAACACUAGCUCCACAAGUGUUAAUGUCACGUGGCAGCCUAUCCCUUUAGACCACAGGAAUGGAAUUCUCCUAGGAUAUCACGUAAGAUAUUGGAGACACGAUAAAGCAAACGAUACUAUCUCCGUGGUAACGGUAAACAGCACCAGCCUCCAUGCAGAAGUGGAGGGAUUAGGGAAGUAUAAGGAAUACAUCAUCCAAGUAGCCGGAUCGACAGUAGCUGGUUUGGGGAAUUUUUCUGAACCUGUGUUUGUUCGUACUGAGCAAGAUGAAAAUAGAGAUUUGAAAAGGGGGUUUCGUUUUCGAAAUAAUUUUGUUCUUUCCUCGACCUUAGUACCCGAUGAACCACCAGGUAACAUCAGAGUUCACGGAAUUGAACCCACAGUUUUAAAAGUUGACUGGCUUCCAGUGCCUUACGAAACUAUAAACGGCAUUGGAAUAGGCUACAAGCUCGCUCUAUUCAAUACCAGUGCGUAUAACAUUAGAAAUUACACCUUGGAGGCUUCUGUUCUUUCACUGAAAAUUACCGAUUUGGAUAUCUGGACAAACUACAGCAUCAAGAUGUCCGCUUUCACUGUUGUUGGAGACGGUCCAUGGAGUGAGUCAGUACUUGAAGAUACAGACGAAGAAGCUCCUUAUGAAAGUCCAGCAAAUCUGACCGGACAAAGCACAAACUCGACCUCAAUCUUCGUUCAGUGGAAUGCAGUUAUUUUACCCAAUAUUCGCGGGAUUCUUCGAGGUUACAGGGUUUACUAUGAAGAGGCUCCGGGCUCCGUCCAUGCAAGCGUGUUAAGAAACGUGUCUGUCGAUAUAUCUGUGACUGAAGCUGAGCUCAUCAACUUGCGCAAAUUUACCGAGUACCAUAUUUGGGUAACAACGUUCACUACCAGAGAGGGAGAGUUGAGCAAUUCCAUAUUCGUGCGGACACGAGAGGACACUCCAGGACGCCCACCAUUGUACAUCACAUACUCUUCGCCAAGUUCCACUAGUCUUUUAGUUGAAUGGGGUGCAAUCCCUCCGCAGUUCAAAAAUGGAAUCAUAAGAGGAUUUCAAGUUCACUUCCAACACAAUGGCACGAAGGAAGUUAGAGUGCGAGGACCACUCCUCUACUGGGUCAUUCUUGAUGGUUUAAAGAAGUUUACAGUCUAUCAUAUUCGAGUUUUUGCCUUCACAAAUGAGGGAUAUGGACCAGAAAACAACAUAACGGCGGUCACGGCCCAAGAUGUUCCCAGCAGGCCACCAGAGAGCAUCAUCGCUGAAAGCCACGUAACCCUGACAACCAUUCCUGUUACGUGGCAACCAAUCGAUUCCAGCUAUAUCCAUGGCAUUUUACUUGGCUACAAGAUCAGGUACCAGGCCGUUGCGAUUGGAGAGGAGCCAGUUGAAGAUCAGCCAAUCAGAGAGGAGAUAGUCAGCCCCUCGACCUUCUUUCUUGUGUUGAAAAAUCUCGAAAUAUUUACUUUGUAUCGCAUUGAUGUGAUGGGAUAUACGAUCAUGGGCAAUGGUCCACCGGCUACGGAUUAUGCAGGUUUGUCUAAUUUUCAAGCCAAUCAUACAAUGUCUCGGCGCAUAGAAUAUAUGUUUUUAGUAUAA